UUUUUUUAACAGUGUACCUAUGAUAUGUUUUAGAAAUAGUCUUAAACUUUGGUUUGAAAGAAGAAUGUCUGUCAGUCCAUCUGCAUUUCUUAAAAAAAAUGAAGAAAAUAAUACAGAAUUUGUGGAAACAAAACAAUCACAAGCUACUUUCAUAGCUCCAGAAGAUCCUCUUCAAAACUUAUGCUUAGCAUCUCAAGAAAUUCUUCAAAAAGCUCAGCAAAGUGGGAGGUCAAAAUGUCUCAGAUGUGGCGGCUCAAGGAUGUUCUACUGCUAUACAUGUUGUGUCCCAGUUGAAAAUGUACCUGUUGAACAGAUUCCACUUGUGAAGCUCCCUCUGAAGAUUGACAUCAUUAAACAUCCAAAUGAAACAGAUGGCAAAAGCACUGCUAUCCACGCAAAACUCUUAGCACCUGAAUUUGUAAACAUUUACACAUACCCUUGUAUUCCAGAAUAUGAAGAAAAGGAUCAUGAAGUUGCACUCAUUUUUCCUGGCCCUCAGUCCAUCUCAAUAAAAGAUAUUUCUUUUCAUCUGCAAAAAAGGAUUCAAAAUAAAGGCAAAACUGAUGACCCCAAGAGGCCAUCUUUUAAGCACAAGAAAACAGAAGAAUGGGAGAGCUGUGAUUUGAAUGACAGCAAGUGCAAAGGCCCAACCCUGAGAAAAGUGAUCUUUAUAGAUAGCACCUGGAAGCAGACGAACAAGAUCAUCACCGAUGAGCGGCUCCAGGGGUUGUUACAAGUUGAGUUGAAAACACGAAAAACGUGCUUUUGGCGCCAUCAAAAAGGAAAGCCAGAUACUUUCCUUUCUACAAUUGAAGCCAUUUACUACUUUCUAGUAGACUACCAUACUGAUAUAUUAAAAGAGAAAUAUAAAGGACAGUAUGACAAUCUUUUAUUUUUCUAUUCGUUUAUGUACCAGUUAAUAAAAAAUGCCAAAUAUGCCGGAACUAAUCAAACAACAAAACUUACCCGUUAGUUGUUUAUAAGCCACCUGUCAUUGUAUUCUGCUAAAAUUAAUA
Molecule: messenger RNA, 1016 nt
Organism: Fukomys damarensis (Damara mole-rat)
Lineage: Eukaryota; Metazoa; Chordata; Mammalia; Rodentia; Bathyergidae
Gene: Dtwd1
Product: DTW domain containing 1
Exons: 4
Coding region: 20-973 (317 amino acids)
Biological process (GO): tRNA modification
Cellular component (GO): nucleus
Molecular function (GO): tRNA-uridine aminocarboxypropyltransferase activity
Source: RefSeq, a predicted model, not a curated record